AUGAGAUGGACUGGACUGCCUCUGGGCCUGAGGCACUGCAGCACUGCUAUAAAAGGCAGCCCUGCUCUCUGCUCUCUCAUCCACUUCUCUCACCUCCUUCUCCUUGGCAACCAGGUGCACCUGCAGCCCAAAACCAUGUCCUGCCCUGAGAAGUGCCAAAGCUGCCAGCCCUGCGAGCCCUGCUGCCAGCCCUGCGGCCCAACCCCACUGGCCAGCAGCUGCAAUGAGCCCUGCUGCAGGCAGUGCCAGAGCUCCACCAUCGUCAUCCAGCCCUCCCCUGUUGUGGUCACCCUGCCUGGACCCAUCCUCAGCUCCUUCCCCCAGAACACUGCCGUGGGCUCCUCCACCUCUGCUGCUGUUGGCAGCAUCCUCAGCUCUGAGGGAGUGCCCAUCAACUCCGGGGGCUUUGACCUCUCCUGCAUCACCAACCACUACUGCUGCCGCCCCUGCUAG
Dryobates pubescens (Downy woodpecker) is the source of this 453-nucleotide messenger RNA. RefSeq names its product feather keratin Cos1-2-like. The record is from RefSeq and is a predicted model, not a curated record. The transcript is spliced from 3 exons. Gene Ontology annotation, molecular function: structural constituent of cytoskeleton. Lineage: Eukaryota; Metazoa; Chordata; Aves; Piciformes; Picidae. Gene Ontology annotation, cellular component: intermediate filament. The coding region runs from base 1 to 453 and encodes 150 amino acids.